GGGUGCUCCUCCCCUUUUACUUUUGAGAGUGAGAGGAAAAAAAUAGAAAACUCGAAGUUUGUCGGUGGGUCCUGCCCCGUGGCUGGACGAAGAGAGAUGCAGCUGAGGCCGGCUGAUAAACUCGUACGGUAAACCCAGCUCAGGGGGAGACGCGGGCAGUUUUGAAGAGCACAGCCGGAGCCCGAGUGCUUGUGCGAGGAGGGAGGAUGUGAGUGCGACUGUGGAGCUGCAGAGAUUGUUUCGCCCUCCUGAAACAAAAGCUGUGUGCGUUUUUGGGCCGGUGUGAGGUGGAGCAGCACCCGGCUGUACUGUAGGAGGCCAACCAUUGCUCCAUUAUACUGGCGCCCAUGAACUGAAGCAGGACAAAAUGGCGGCCGCAGCGGGGACGGUGACGGGAAGCCGGGCGGCUCUUAGCGCCGAUACCAACACGGUGACCGGCAGUCGCAGCAGCAAGAGCGCCGAGUCGAGGGAAGAAGAGCUAGGCUCUGCCCAGAGGCAGUUCGCCUCUUACAGGAAACACCUCCGUAAAGUCAAAAGUGUCGACUUCGAUGCUUCGGUGGAGAAAGAGUCGAGUGGCGACCCGUGUCCCCAGGCCGAGCCCAGCGCUGAGCAGCCCGCGCACUUCAGUGGGGACACCGCGGGAGGAUCAACGGUAGCGUAUGGCGGCUCGGCCGGGGCUAUCCUCAUGGAUAUAGGCGCUCCUUUCAGUCGGGACAUUGAAAACAAGGAGACACUCAAAGGGUUAACAAAGAUGGAUGACCGCCCAGAAGAGCGCACAAUUAGGGAAAAGCUGAAGGUGACUUGCAUGCCAGCCUGGAAGCAUGAAUGGUUAGAAAGAAGGAACAGACGAGGACCUGUAAUUGUGAAGCCAAUUCCAGUGAAAGCAGAUGGGACAGAGUUUGGAAAGCAAACAUCUGACUGUCAAACAAAUGCAAAUGUCUCUCCACAAAUGCAGCCAAGAAGGCGCAGUCCUUCCCCCAGUAGUUCAUCAUCAUCAUCAUCAUCUUCAAAAUGUGUUGCAAAGUCCGAAUCUCCUGGUGUAAGGAGAAAAAGAAUAUCACCAGUUCCUUUUCAGAAUGGACGUGUAACACCACCGAGAAGAGCUCCUUCACCUGAUGGCUUCUCACCUUACAGCCCUGAAGAAACGAACCGUAGAGUCAACAAAGUAAUGCGGGCUCGCCUAUAUUUGCUGCAGCAAAUAGGGCCAAACUCCUUCCUCAUUGGAGGCGAUGUUCCUGACAAUAAGUACAGGGUCUUUAUUGGUCCUCAGACUUGCAGUUGUGGACGUGGAACAUUCUGCAUUCAUGUGCUGUUCGUUAUGUUACGAGUUUUCCAGUUAGAACCCUCUGAUUCAUUGUUGUGGAGAAAGACUUUGAAAAAUUUUGAGGUGGAGAGUCUGUUUCAGAAGUACCACAAUAGACGGAGCUCCCGUAUCAAAGCACCAUCACGUAGUACCAUACAGAAGUUUGUUUCCCGUAUGUCUAACUCGCAUAUAUCUGCUUCAUCCAGUACCUCUACAUCCAAUUCAGAAAACAGCUUGAAGGAUGAAGAAGAACAGAUGUGCCCCAUUUGUCUUCUGGAUAUGUUGGAUGAGGAAAGCUUAACAGUGUGUGAAGAAGGCUGCAGAAAUAAACUUCAUCAUCACUGCAUGUCAAUCUGGGCUGAAGAAUGCAGAAGAAACCGGGAGACACUGAUCUGUCCUCUUUGUAGAGCCAAGUGGAAGUCCCAUGAACUACACAGCCAUGAAUCUCAAAGUUCAAUGCAGCUUCAAAAUUUGCAGCAGGAUGCAGCUGCACAGAGACGACAACAGGACAGUGACUUUAGUCUUCAUCAUUAUGGUGUCCAACAAAUUCCACAUUCUUACAAGGAGCUGACAGAACCUUGGAUACAGGUUUUUGGAAUGGAACUUGUCAGCUGUCUCUUUUCUCGGAACUGGAAUGUACGUGAGAUGGCACUAAGACGUCUUUCACAUGAUGUUAGUGGUGCCUUGCUUUUGGCAAAUGGUGAAAUCCGUACUGGAAGUUCCUCUUGUAGUAAUGGACCUGACACUGGAUCUAGUUGUCUAAUAGGAGCCAAUGGAUCAUCUCAGACUGAUAUCUCAGGAGAUGUGGUGGUGGAAUCAUGUUGCAGUGUACUCUCUAUGGUCUGUGCUGACCCAGUCUACAAAGUAUAUGUUGCUGCUCUGAAAACCUUACGAGCCAUGUUAGUGUAUACACCUUGUCAUGCAGCAGCAGAAAGGACACGACUUCAACGGCUUCUUAGGCCAGUGGUUGAAACUAUAUUAGUCAAAUGUGCAGAUGCUAACAGUCGUACAAGUCAACUUUCUGUAUCCACACUGCUGGAAUUGUGCAAAGGCCAGUCAGGGGAGCUUGCUGUGGGCAGGGAAAUUCUUAAAUCAGGGUCCAUUGGAGUUGGAGGUGUUGACUAUGUCUUAAAUUGUAUCUUGGGCACCUCAACAGAGUCCACAAAUUGGCAGGCUUUGCUUGGUCGCCUGUGUCUUAUUGAUAGACUGUUACUGGAAUUUCCUGCAGAAUUCUAUCCCCACAUUGUUUCUGGUAGUGAAGGUCCGAUUGCUCAAACAGAACUUGUGCUGGAAAGAUACAAGAAGCUACUGUCACUUUUGAACUUUGCACUGCAGUCGAUUGACAAUUCCCAUUCAAUGGUUGGGAAGAUGUCUCGGAGAGUCUUUCUCAGUGCUGCACGAAUGGUUGCAAGGGUGCCUCAUAUUUUUUUGAAACUGAUAGAUAUGCUGAGUGUCACCAGCUCAACUCAUUAUACACGUAUGAGGCGGCGCUUGAUGGCUAUUGCAGAGGAAAUGGACAUUCUUGAUGCCAUUCAAUUCGGUAUAGAGGACCUACAAAUUGUGGAAGGAAGACACGAUGACUUUGUAGAACCCUCAGCUCCACAUAACUCACCAAAUACUACAGAAAAUAAUUCCCCAAUCAACACAGUGCAGUUAUCUGGAAGAGUAAUGAAAAAUAUGUUGAGUCCUGAUCAUGACGUUAAAUCUGGUGUUAAAUCAGAUGAAGUGGGAGAGAUGACAGGAAAUACUUCAACAGUAAGACUUCCAUUGAAUUCGGUGUCCUGUGAACAACCAAAGACAGCCAUUCAAGCAUGUCCCAGGCCACUGAGUCAAUGUAUCAAUUCAUCGAUGACUCCAUUACAUCAUUCCCAAUCUUCCUUCCCAUCUUUGCCUUCUCCUUCAUUGUCAAAUCCUUCAGUUGGACAACAAGCUAUUGAAAGUUCCAAAUUAAGACCUCAGGGUUUUGUUCCUAACAAACUUGCGUCAUCUUCCCCAAAAGCACAGCGUAAAUUUUUACUUCCAAUUCAGAACAAUUGUUCUAAGGAUAUUACUGGAGCUAAAGAGACUGAAAAGCUGUCUCCAGUUUUUACCCAGGCACAGCCCCCUGCAUCCAGUCAGAUUCACAGACCAAAACCAUCUCGGCCAUGCCAGAACGAAGCAGGAAAAUUGCAAUCUGACUUGAGUAAAAGCAAUAUGAUGCUUGAACUAAAAGAUCUGACACUGAGUGACCACUCUGGCAGCAAUCCAGUUAUUCCCAGUGAUGAAACUGUUUUCACUCCUGUGGAGGAUCAUUUUCGCCUUGAUGCUUCAGCAGAGCUAAAUUCUAGUAUGGAAGAUCUGCUUGAGGCUUCGAUGCCUGCCUGUGAUAGUACUGUUACAUUUAAAUCUGAAGUUGCUGUGCUCUCUCCUGAGAAGGCAGAGACUGACUGUACCUAUAACGAUGAUGUUAACCAGAAUCAAAAAUGCAAAGAAAAGAUGGAAGCAGAGGAGGAGGCAGCAUUAGCUGUUGCCUUGGCUAUGUCAGCAUCCCAGGAUGCCCUUCCUACCAUUCCUCAGUUGCAAGUUCAGAAUGGAGAGGAUGUUAUUCUCAUUCAGUUAGAUACACCAGAAACCUUACCUGGUCAUACCAAAGCAAAACUUGCUUACAGAGAAGGUGUAGAAUGGUUUAAAGGUCAACAGAUUGGACUAGGGGCCUUUUCUUCGUGUUAUCAGGCACAAGAUGUGGGAACAGGGACAUUAAUGGCUGUGAAACAGGUGACUUAUGUCAGGAACACAUCUACUGAACAAGAAGAAGUGGUACAGACUCUAAGGGAAGAAAUCCGUAUGAUGGGACACCUUAACCAUCCUAAUAUUAUUCGGAUGUUAGGUGCCACUUGUGAGAAGAGUAAUUAUAAUCUGUUUGUUGAAUGGAUGGCAGGUGGAUCUGUUUCUCAUUUGCUGAACAAGUACGGUGCUUUUAAGGAACAAGUUAUUAUUAAUUACAAUGAGCAGCUGUUAAGAGGUUUGGCUUAUCUUCACGAGAACCAGAUCAUCCACCGGGACAUCAAAGGUGCCAAUUUAUUAAUUGACAGCACAGGACAGCGGCUAAGAAUAGCAGACUUUGGAGCUGCAGCCAGGCUGGCAUCAAAGGGCACUGGUGCAGGUGAAUUUCAGGGACAGCUGUUAGGAACCAUUGCAUUCAUGGCACCUGAGGUGUUACGGGGUCAGCAAUAUGGCAGAAGCUGCGACGUGUGGAGCGUGGGUUGUGUUAUAAUCGAGAUGGCUUGUGCUAAACCACCUUGGAAUGCAGAGAAGCACUCUAAUCAUCUUGCUCUUAUAUUUAAGAUUGCCAGUGCGACGAGCGCCCCGAUAAUUCCAAAUCAUUUAUCCCCAGCAUUGCGAGAUGUGGCUCUCCGGUGCCUGGAGCUUCAGCCCCAGGAUAGACCUCCAUCACGGGAGCUGCUUAAACACCCAGUAUUCCGAACGUGGUGAAGAAUACUACGGGGCGGGGGCGGGGGGGGGUGUGGGAGAGAAAAAAAGCUGUGCAAGAGAAAACUACUGAAACAAAGAAAAUGCCCAAGUGUUGUCCUGCAGUAUAUUGUAGAGCUAUAUAAGCAGAUGAACUGGCCUCAAGUUUGAAGUGAAAGCAGCAAAGCCAAACGGAGCCUGUGUCUCAGGAAAUGACUACCAUGCAAGGAGUUAUACUUCUAAGUAGUAUGCAGAGAUGUCUUGUUCUUGCUUGUAAAAGUUGUGCCUUUUUAUUGAUUAGACUUGUCCUUGUUGGCCAGAAAUGGUUUUUGGAUCUGCUGUAGGGCAGUUGAGAGUACUACUCAUUGGAGUACUGCUUCAGCCAAUACUAGCAGCUGAGGGGCUCCUAUGAGUUUUUGCUGUUUUUAACUGCCAUUGGUUAUCUUCUGAAGUAACAUGUCAACACUACCAGACUCUCCCCUUAUUAAGCUUAUGUACAGAAGUUCUGAUAAAGGAUCUAUUUCUGGGUUUAAUGCUGAGAUAUCUGGGGGUAGAGUUUCCACUUUGAGCGCAAUCAGCUUAUUCAAAUGCAAGUUGCGCAUAGAAUUGCACUGAGUUUGAAAUUGGAUGCUAUUUGCUUGGGUUUCAGAUCACUGAAAGUAAAGUCCAUCAUCAACCAGCAUAAUCUGCAUCAUUGUAAACAAUGUUUUUUUUUAUUUUGUGUAUAAAAGAUGUGUUUAAAUGUGGUAACAUGAUACAGUUUUAUAGCUGAAAAUAAAGUUUGUUUUUAAGUAUUUUAAUGUGUCCCAUCCCCACUUAUGAGUAGCCCAGGUUUAAAUCACUGAAGAUGGCUUUGAUAAUUUAAUUGUUAAAAAUCAGUUUAAUGUUUAGUUUUAAAAAUAUGUCUAUUAUUGCCAUCGUGCCUUAAUUUCAAGUGCUUUCUUGAAGCAUCACAAACACUUGCCAUAUAAUAAAAUCUCUGGUUUUGUGGGUGGAACCAGAUUUGGAAUGCUAUUCGAAGAAACUAGCAGAAAGGAUUGCAAUUUUAACCAGACUUGAAAUUUCGCAAUCUUUUAUUCUGUUGUGGUCGUCUUCAGUAAAUUUAAACAAGGAAAAACGUGCGCUGCCUAGGGGAAAUUCUACCCUUUAUUACCUUCAGCAAUCCAUUUAAGUACUUGAUUAUAGGUUUUCAAUGUGAAGACAGUGAAGUUAGAAAAUCAUUUCAGCUGAUUGGCCAAUUUACUAGGAAGGUGCCUACUGUAUCUUUGUCCAGUUUUAAUGGACAAGUUGUUUUACUAGUAUUUGAAAGAAUUCUGGUAAUCACUUAGGGAUUAAUUUGUUUAAUAUUCAGGGAAGGGUAAUUUUUGAAAAACAAACUAUAUGUAAAAAAAUUUUUGCCAUAAUUCAGCUAUUGAGUUACAAAAAAUAUUGAAAAUGAAUCUUGUAAAAUGCUAAACAAGUUGCUUUUAGAAUUCCAUUGUCAAAUAAUCAGUGUCCCUUAUAAAAUUUGUACAGUAUUAUGUACUGUUUAAACCUGAGCUCAGUUCCUGUUGAUAAAUAUUGAGAAUCUACUGCAGUUUCACUUGUGCUACUUUCUAUUCAACUUCAAUAUGUAAAUAUUUAAAUCAGUUGAACUUCAGUUUUGUUAACUGCUGUAUGAUUCUGGGAUGUUUGCGAAAAGUCUUACUACUUUACGCUUCAGAACAAAAAAAAAACAAAAAAAUUAUUUGAUCCUUGGUCUGCAGAUUUCUUUCAUUCAUUGUUAUCAUAUUUCUUAAUAUUCAACUUGAUUUUUCCCCUAUGUAAUAUCUUAGUAUUUAAAUUUUAGUGCAAACUGAUGUGCCCUUCCCUGCAGAAUAAUCAUUUUAAAUGUUAGCCCUUCAUUUAGUGAUCUAUUGCAGGAUAGAGGUGAUUUAAUGCUAAGAAACUUUAGUUGAUUAAAAAGCAUGUUGAAAAAUUACAUGCAACACCUUUAAGUUUUUAAGUGUGUGAAUGUUAUCAUCGCCUCUUUUUCCUUAAACUAUAGAGAAAUGUAAGUUUGAAUUAGCUGCAUCACUUUAUUGACAUCACCUGAAUUGUCGACUGCUCCUUUUUUAAGAUGUUUGGAAAAGAAAAUGCAUAUUACUGUAUGUAAAGUAGCACUAUUGGAUCAAAAACAAAUGAAAAUAUCAUAUUUUGCAUCAAUCAGUAUAUUUUAAAAUAAAAAUUAGUUCUGAUUGACAUGAUCAAAAUUUUAGGUAUGUAUUUAGGCUGAAAAAAUGGCAUUUUAUGUGGACAUUUUAUAGUGAAUCUAAAUAUUUUGUAAGUGUUUCAAGAAGUGGUUGGCUUAUAAAAGCUUGCAUCCUAAAGAUGUUGUCAUUUGGGUAUUUUAACUCUUCCAGCAAUAAGUUUUGACUGUCUUUACAAAUUUUUAAUUAUUGUUACCACUGUAACUGUGGCAAGUUUGGUAAAUAAAAAUGUUUGUGUCAAAUUAAUAUACAAGGGUUAGGUAAAAAAACCAACUGUUAAGUGUCAAUGAUGUGAGGGAUUUUUGUCCCUAUUUUCAGUUAUUUUUUAAAAGUCCAGUUAUAAUGUGAAGCCCUGAAAAUACUAAUUUUUAUAAAGAUUGUGUUAAUAUUAUGUUACAUUCCUUUUUGGUUAGAAAGGUGCUUUUAUUGCUUGAAGAGUUAAAAGGAGCACAGAGGUAUUUGUAAGCACACUGGAUACUACUGGCUCCUUAUGGUAUUGACAACUUGGAAUUGUAUUGUGGUCCUUUCAAGUCAAUAAGUUUUAAGUGUUUUCUCGUGAGCUUUAAAAGAUGCACACUUGCCAUUUUAUACUGGAGAUGUUUUUGUCAUAUUUUCACUUUCUGACAAAGGCAUUAAACUGAUGAACCUCAGCUAAUCAGUAUUACUUCAUAGAUCUCAGCAUCUGGAUUGUUUUUAAAAAGUUGAUGCUUUUUAUUUUCAAGAUGUGUUUUAAUUGAAAUUGUUUGCAUUGCCCUCAGCUUGCUGGUAAAUUGUGAUGUAUUUUGUGUAAUUUUCUUUUAUUUUAUGCACAUGUGAUGUAAUAUUCUUUUUCUUUGGAUCAGAGCUGGAUUGAAAAUGUUAUGUGUAAUUAUUUGUGCUGUUCUUAUUGUUAUUUGGUACUUCUUAAAUUGUAAAUAACGUCUACUGCUGUUUUAUUCCAGUUUCUACUACCUCAGGUGUCCUAUAGUUCUUCUACCAAAGUACACUUUCACAAUGAAACUAUAUUUGCUAUGUGACUGUAAUUUCUAAAAUUUCCAGGUCUUAAGGGCUGACUUUUAUUAGCACCUUGCUGUGCAAGCAAAAUUUAAAAAAUCUCUAGGGUUGAAAAAAUUUGGUUAAAUGUAUCCUUUGUAAUUUUAAAUAUAUCAAAUAUUUUAAUUAUUGAAAUUUUUACCCCAUUUUGAAACAUUUUAUAGCAUAAUUUGGACCUAUUUUGGUGUUAUUUUGUC
Molecule: messenger RNA, 8207 nt
Organism: Mobula hypostoma (lesser devil ray)
Lineage: Eukaryota; Metazoa; Chordata; Chondrichthyes; Myliobatiformes; Myliobatidae
Gene: map3k1
Product: mitogen-activated protein kinase kinase kinase 1, E3 ubiquitin protein ligase
Exons: 20
Coding region: 368-4774 (1468 amino acids)
Biological process (GO): protein phosphorylation
Molecular function (GO): ATP binding; protein kinase activity; zinc ion binding
Source: RefSeq, a predicted model, not a curated record